AUGUCAGCUGAAAUCAAGCAACUCGUCGACAAGACUAUCAAGGAGAACAAGGCUGUCGUCUUCUCCAAGUCUUACUGUCCUUACUGCAAGAGAGCCAAGUCUUACCUCGGUGAAGAUACCAGCGAUAUCGCCAUUCUUGAACUCGAUGAAAGAGAUGAUGGAUCUGCCAUCCAAGCCUACCUCAAAGAGCUCAACGGUCAAUCCACCGUCCCUCACGUAUACCUCAACCAGGAGUUCAUCGGAGGUUCAUCAGACUUGUUGAAGCUCUCUCACGAUCAAAUCAAGCAAAAGAUCUCCGCUUAG
Molecule: messenger RNA, 303 nt
Organism: Kwoniella botswanensis
Lineage: Eukaryota; Fungi; Basidiomycota; Tremellomycetes; Tremellales; Cryptococcaceae
Product: glutaredoxin
Exons: 4
Coding region: 1-303 (100 amino acids)
Biological process (GO): cellular response to oxidative stress
Cellular component (GO): cytoplasm; nucleus
Molecular function (GO): glutathione disulfide oxidoreductase activity
Source: RefSeq, a predicted model, not a curated record